UUUUCCGAAUUUUAGGUGAUUUUGUUACGUCAUGGGAAUUUAGAAAAAAAAACAUCAACUGUAACAGGAAAUUUAGCGACGAUCAGUGUUAUUUUCUAUUUUCUCGAUUCGGUUCGUUUUCUCAAUUUCGGGGGAGUGAAUUGUGUGUCGUCGUUGAGCUUUUUUUUCGAUUGGGCUUGAGAUUUUUACGCUUCUUGUUUAUUCAAAGUAGUGUAUUUAUGUAUAGAUGCAUGUGCUGAGAAAGGUUAGCGUUGGUGAUCACAACAUUGGCUAGUGUAUAGUGAUAUUAAUUUAAGAGUAUGUUUGUUUGUGUGUUGGUUAGUGUGUGAUAUGCUUACGUUUGCUUCUAAAUGUUUUUUUAAUAAUCUAAUUGUUGUUUUAUGUCUGUGGUGUAGUAUAGCUGAUUUGGAGCUAUUGUCUACUCCAUAUAGAGACAGCUUAGUUAGAUACACAUUCAAACAGUGUAUCUUUUUCAAUCUAAUCUAUUGCUAAAAGUAAAUGCCGCCUUAAAGAUACGACAUAAGCUCGUUGGGAGAAGACAUGACAUGAAAUAGAAGGUUUGAACUUUCUAGGAUGCAGAAGGAAAUAAUUAGAGGAAAGGAAUUGGAGGGGAAUUGUUCUAAUAUUUAUCCUCCGAAAUUCCCCAAUUUUCUUUUGUGUAUGGAAUGUGCAACUAAAGAUUGCAGAUUGUUAGGUUGGAUAAUCAUAUUUGGUCUUUCAAGAGUUUUCAAGUGAAGAUGAUACGAUCCAAAUGCUAUGCAGAGUAACCAUGAGACCUCAAUAAAAAAGAUUCAAAAUGCGGGCUACUUGUGUUCUCCAUCACAUAGAACGGCCUACUUUGAAGGUUUUCCAGAGUUGCAUGAUGACGCCCCUGUUCAAAUAGGUUCAAGUUCGGGUUCUGGUUCGGGUGCUAUGGAUCAAGAUUGCCCCUUAAGCAGUGAGCCUGUAGAAACUCUUGAAGAAUCUACGAAGAGGCCCUUAUAUUAUCACGACUUUGGCAAAUGGUCUAGGAAUCCUGGCUGCAACAAUGCUCUUAUGUGCCACCUGAAUGUCUUUCAUGCCCAUUUUCACCCUUCUGCAAUGAACUACAGAUUUCAGCGUGUCCCAGCACAUAUGAUGGCUCAGAGUUAUCUACAUGAUAAGCAAUUCCAAGAUUUCCAAUAUUUUGUUGUCAUCGACUUUGAGGCCACAUGUGACAAAGAAAGAGUUCCUUAUCCACAAGAGAUUAUUGAGUUCCCAUCUGUGAUUGUCAGCAGCAUUACUGGACAACUAGAAGACAGCUUUCAGACGUAUGUUCGGCCGACUUGUAAUCAACACCUAACUGAUUUCUGCAAAGAUCUGACCGGCAUACAGCAAAUCCAGGUUGACCGUGGAGUUUCGCUUAGUGAAGCUCUUCUCAGCCACGACAAAUGGCUUGAAAACAAAGGAAUAAAGAAUGCCAACUUCGCGAUAGUAACAUGGUCUGAUUGGGAUUGCCAGGUGAUGUUGGAAUCCGAGUGCCGCUUCAAACAAAUCCGAAAGCCUCCAUAUUUCAACCGAUGGAUUGAUUUGCGAGUCCCCUUCCGCGAGGUGUUCGGUGGGGGGAGGUGCAACCUGAAAGAGGCAGUCGAGAAGGCCGGCCUAUCAUGGCAAGGCCGUGCUCACUGUGGGCUGGACGACGCCAGAAACACUGCCUGCCUUCUGGCUUUACUCAUGCACAGGGGGUUCAAGUUCUCCAUCACCAACUCACUCACUCGCGACGAACCCUUGAUGUCCAAUGCGCCACCAGAGAAGCCGGUUUUCAUCGCGCCACGUGCACAAAGGCAGCACCAGAAUCCCUUUUGUUACUGUGGGGUGAAAAGCAGCAAAGGGAUAGUGAGGAAACCAGGUCCUAGGCAAGGGAGCAUCUUCUUUGGAUGUGGGAAUUGGACAUCUGCAAGAGGUGCCCUUUGCCAAUACUUCCAAUGGGCUUCUUUGUGAUCAAUCUAUCUAUUUUGAUCAUAUUUUAUUCGAGGGAUAUUAGGAUUAUUUUCUUUCUUUAAAUAAUUUCGCAAGUUUUUCCUUUGGGAGGUUAGGUAAUGAUGAGAAGCACUUCUUAGUUUUAGUAAGUAAAUAAUGAAAAUUGAGAGGUAAGUUGUGGGAUUGAUUAGUCUUUCUAUGAAUCUAGUAGGUCGUGAAUUUGGACAAUUGGAAUAGAGAGGCUGACUAGAAAGGAAAACAAUAGGGAGAAUUGCACUUCAGUGCAAGGGUGUUUGUGUUUGGCGUUGAAGUACAUAAAUUUUUAGUGUAUUUUGAUUUUGCAACGCAAACUUUGAAAGUUGUGAAUAAGUAGAUACUUUCUUCGUCUCA
Molecule: messenger RNA, 2328 nt
Organism: Salvia splendens (bonfire salvia)
Lineage: Eukaryota; Viridiplantae; Streptophyta; Magnoliopsida; Lamiales; Lamiaceae
Product: ERI1 exoribonuclease 3-like
Exons: 4
Coding region: 757-1959 (400 amino acids)
Molecular function (GO): 3'-5'-RNA exonuclease activity; zinc ion binding; nucleic acid binding
Source: RefSeq, a predicted model, not a curated record